Linum tenue is the source of this 645-nucleotide messenger RNA. The record is from the annotation of a GenBank genome assembly. Lineage: Eukaryota; Viridiplantae; Streptophyta; Magnoliopsida; Malpighiales; Linaceae.
AUGGGGGAGCAGCAAUAUUAUUCAUACUACUCUCAGGCAGCGCUUUCUCCUCCUCCUCCUCCUCCUCCUCCUCCUCCCGCUGACGAAGAAAGGAAACUCUUCCCACCCAGCAGCUCACCUUCUUCUUCCUCCUCCUCCUCUGCAGAUCUCAUGAGCAGUAAGAAAGCAGGAGGUGGCGGCGGUGGUAGUAAGGCGGCGGCGGCGUACAGAGGGGUGAGGAGGCGGCCGUGGGGGAAGUACGCGGCGGAGAUAAGGGACUCGACCCGGCACGGGGUGAGGGUGUGGCUGGGGACGUUCGAGACGGCAGAGGCGGCGGCGAUGGCCUACGACCAGGCGGCGCUGUCCCUCCAGGGAGCCAAGGCCGUCCUCAACUUCCCCGUCGAUGAGGUCAGCAGGUCCCUCCGGGAGAUCGGCAGCGGCGGCAGCAUAUUCGAGGAAUAUUCUUCCCCUGCUCAGGCGCUCAAGAGGUCGCAUUACAUCAAGCGGAAGGCACUCGGCCGGAGCAAGAGAGAGAAGAAGACGCCGCCGUUUGAGACGGGCCGACGGAAGAAGGAGGAAGUAGUGGAGUUUGAAGAUCUCGGAGCGGCUUUCUUGGAGCAGUUGCUGUGUGAGAGCUCCUCCGGCGGGGUAGCUGCUGCAGAUUAG